AUGGCUUCAUGUGAAGCGCCCACCGGGUCCCAAUUGCGCCUUCCAUGCGGCCUCGUCCUCAAGAAUAGGCUCGUAAAAUCAGCUAUUUCCGAGAAAGUGGCCAUCGACAACUUGCCAGGACCAAGCCAUCUCAAGAUAUAUCGGACAUGGGCAGAGGGCGGUUGGGCGGCUCUGAUCACUGGAAACAUAAGUGUUGACGAUACAUAUCUCAGCACCGUCAGUGACGUCGCGCUUUCUGCGUCAAACGUAGCCGUAACUUUGGAGAAGUGGAGCCACCCUGGACGACAAUCGCCCCUUGGAGCUGGAAAGAAAGGCUUCUUCACCAAGAACAUCGCACCCAGCGCCAUCCCGCUGAACUUGGGCAACAGCCUUGUUGCUCGCUGUGCAUGUGCCUUAGUUUUUGGCACACCACGUGCCAUGACUGAAAACUACAUUGACAGAGUUAUCGCUGCCUUUGUUUCUGCAGCAAACAUGGCAUUUCGUGCGGGGUUUCAGGGCGUCGAGGUCCAUGCAGGGCAUGGGUUCCUCCUUUCUCAAUUUCUAUCUUCCUCUUGGAAUGAGCGCGAGGAUCAAUUUGGAGGCUCACCUGAAAACCGGGCUGAAAUUGUUCUACGCGUCAUCAGGGCGAUCCGUGAUCGAGUACUCACCACGUUCUGCAUCGGAGUCAAGAUUAACACUGCAGGCGUCAGAGAUACUACACAGUAUAGCGAUAUGAUCCGCCAGAUAGAACUGAUUAAGGAGGAGAAGAUUGACUACAUCAAUCUCAGUGGAGGCAGCUUUGAGGACCCAAAGAUGCUUUUCCCAAGCCAGUCUAUCUCGCCGACGGCAACUUUCGGGAGCGCCACUCAAGAUGCCUUCUUCCUACAGGCAAGUCGCGACAUCAGUUCCAAGUUUCCAGACUUGACCCUGAUUCUCACCGGUGGCUUUCGUUCACAAGCAGCAAUCCACUCAGCGCUUGAUAGCGGAGCCUGCAGCAUGGUUGGAAUUGGGCGGCCAGCUAUCAAAUAUCCCGAUCUACCCAAGAGGGCGUUUUCAGAAGAGCCAACCCAGGUAAACUUUGAUGUGGAGGCUGUGCCGUCGUCAGGUUGGAUGGGUACCAAGAUUCGAUCUCUUGGGGCUGCGGCGGAGGUGAAAUAUUGGGCCGAGGCGUUACAGCGACUGUGA
Fusarium mangiferae is the source of this 1164-nucleotide messenger RNA. RefSeq lists its product as uncharacterized. Bases 1 to 1164 code for a protein of 387 amino acids. The transcript is spliced from 5 exons. Gene Ontology annotation, molecular function: oxidoreductase activity; FMN binding. NCBI's taxonomy places the organism in Eukaryota, Fungi, Ascomycota, Sordariomycetes, Hypocreales, Nectriaceae. The record is from RefSeq and is a predicted model, not a curated record.